AACAGAGGUUUGAGGUAUGUCUUGACCACAAAUUCUACUCCUCUAUAAGCUUGGUGUUCCUCUGCGCUUGUGAGCGUAUGUUUAACUAUCAAGCUCUUCUUCUGUGGGCAGUGACCAGUAAUGGAGCAACCAAAUCAAUGGCUGACGCAGACGGAACAGGAGGAGCUGGCGUACAUGUACCAGCAAGAAGGGGUCCCCGCGCCCGGCAUGGACCCACAGUUCGUGGAGCCGCCGCUGCUUGGCCAUCAAGAGCAGUACUACACGUCGCCGAUGGCGACCCCGUCGUUCCAUCCAUCUCGAAGCUCCGAUUUCCCAAGCUUUGGUGGCUCGUCGUCGUUGCCGAACCUGCCGUUCGGAUCGGCGACGGUGAAGAACGAGCUGGGGCAGCCGUCUCCGCCGCCGUCGUCGAACUUUCUCUCCUUCGGCGCUGGCCAGGCUGGCACCCUCAAUUUCUCCGGAGGCGCCUGGCAGCACGACGGCGUGGAAGGGACGAUGCAGCUGCAGGCGCCGGAGAGGCGGAGCAGGGCGCCGGCGAACGCGCAGGAGCACGUCAUCGCCGAGCGCAAGCGGCGGGAGAAGCUGCAGCAGCAGUUCGUGUCCUUGGCCACCAUCGUCCCCGGCCUCAAAAAGACAGACAAGAUCUCUCUGCUGGGGAGCACCAUCGACUACGUGAAGCAGCUGGAGGACAAGGUGAAGGCCCUGGAGGAGCAAGGCUCGCGGAGGUCGUCGGAGUCCACCACCGUCUUCGAGAGCAAGUGCCGCAUAUCCGCCGCCGACAACGACGCAGCAGGACCCAGCGGGUCCGGGGACGCGGCCGAGGACUCGAGCCCGGCCGUCAAGGCCAGCAUCCGGGGGCACACGGCGCUCCUGAAAAUCUGCUGCAAGGAGAGGAGAGGGGUGCUGGUGAUGGUCCUCUCCGAGCUCGAGAACCAGGGCCUCUCCAUCAUAAACACCAACGUCGUCCCGUUCACCGACUCCUGCCUCAACAUCACCAUCACGGCCAAGGCAAGGCCUCUCUCCAUUGCGCAAAUGCGGUUGUAG
Triticum aestivum (bread wheat) is the source of this 1041-nucleotide messenger RNA. Its product is annotated as transcription factor bHLH18-like. Gene Ontology annotation, molecular function: protein dimerization activity. The transcript is spliced from 4 exons. NCBI's taxonomy places the organism in Eukaryota, Viridiplantae, Streptophyta, Magnoliopsida, Poales, Poaceae. The record is from RefSeq and is a predicted model, not a curated record. Bases 121 to 1041 code for a protein of 306 amino acids.